Molecule: messenger RNA, 1476 nt
Organism: Hypoxylon fragiforme
Lineage: Eukaryota; Fungi; Ascomycota; Sordariomycetes; Xylariales; Hypoxylaceae
Exons: 5
Coding region: 1-1476 (491 amino acids)
Source: RefSeq, a predicted model, not a curated record
AUGCCGACGAUUAGAAAUACGCUUCUCCUGGUAGGCCUCAUAGGCCAAUUGGUGUUGGGCGAAGAAUGCCCUCCUUGCGAAUGUGAAUGCGAGAGUGAAGCUCCAAGUCAGACCUCAGCAACUGAAAACCCAUCCACAAUAGAGCCUUCACCAGUGCCAACGCUGGUGUUGACUGCGACUAAUGGAAACCCAACACCUAUCGCAACAUUAAUUCCUGUGGUGGAUCCGAAAUUUACCUCUUUGAGGACUACCACUACGUCUGAUGGUGUUGUUAUCGCCCCCUUUGGGUGGCUCUGGACAUAUGCGCCGCCAGCUCCGACUAACCUGCCGUUCCCAAUAAACUUUCCUCAUAUCAAUCUUCCGCCUAUCAUACCUGGACCUGGGAAUAAGGGGCAGCCAGAGAUUGGCAAGCCAUCUCAGAACAAAGAUCCAAAUGACGACAAGCCUCCGAAAGAUGACAAACCACCAAACGACGACAAGCCUCCAAGUACCGAGAAACCUACCAAGACUAACAGCCCGACCAAGACUGACAACCAGAGCAAGGCUAGCAACCCACCCGAAACUACCAACUCUUCCAAAACCAAUAAUCCUACCACGACCCAGACAAAGCCAUCUCCAACCCCAACGUCAAAGUCAGCAGAUGACGAGUGUACCGAAACAAUAACCCCAACGGUGAAAGUAAUAAAAUCAUAUAGUAUGGAGAGAACGCGGGGGUCCUGGAGCGUGAAGACUGAAACCAAGAAACCGAACGAUGUAGCCAAGACCUGCAAUAUCAAAACCGUUACCACAACGAUUACUUCUGUUCCGAAGGUGGACUACCUACUUUAUACGGGAACUUAUCAUGGCGACCCGGCGCCUACCUUCGAUGGGGGGCUGCCUCUAAAGUUGCGGGAUUGGCUGGACGCGAAAUUCUCAAGCCUCGGCCUCGCCACCCAAUCCGCAACCAGCUUGAAGUCGUGGACGACACGAACGUGCAACGUGUUCGUGCGGGAGCAGUCCCACGGCCCGCUGGACAAGCUCGAGACGUCGCUGACGGUCCGCGACGACGGGGGCGCGACGCUUUUCUCGAAGAGGUCGACAUUGGUGUGGGGCGACGAUGUAACUCUGCAGCCCAAGGACACGAAGCUGAAGUCGGACCUCACUGUCUCUUUCCCCAAACAGCUGGAGCCCGGUGUCAGCGAGCAGGAGUGCCGUGGCGUGGAUACUACUACUACUACCGAGUUCGCCGACGCCGACGUGUUUGCCAGCUCUUCUUCUUCGUCUUCCGUAUUCCCUCCUUCUGACAAUAGCAGGCUGGGCAGGAGGUGUUCCCCAUCGAACUGGCAGCAUUACAUCAUCAAGCUGAAAUACGGAGACAAGUCGUGGGAUAACCUAGCGGAAGGAGAGAAGCCGUGGCAAUGCUCUGGGAAGAAGGAUUGGUACCAGCCCUUCGGGGCGUCCCCGCAGCGCGAAUACACAUGUCGUUUUACGUGCUAG